AAAAAAGGGAAACCUAAGCAGUGUGCAUUUUGAGAGGGGUAGUUCGGGAAUUGGGAUUCAUCGUAAAGUUCUGGAAUCUACACCACCUCUCGCCUCUACGUUCCAAUCUCCGAACCCUAACUUAACCCAACCCAACCCAACCAAACACAUCUUCUUCGCUUCCUUCGCAUCUUCCCCUAAUUCCAUUGUUCCCCAAUUUCACUGAACCAAUAAUAAUUAUUCGUUUUUUUUUUAAUUUUUGAUGCCGAUAAAAAAUGCCGCCUAAGCAGCAAUCAAAAGCUGAUUUAGCGAAGAAGCAGAAGAUUGUAGAGGACAAAACCUUCGGCCUCAAGAACAAAAACAAGAGCAAAAAUGUCCAGAAAUACGUCCAGAAUCUCAAGCAGUCCGUGCAGCCCAGACCCGAUCCCACCAAAGUCGAUGCAAAGAAAAAGAAGGAGGAGGAGAAGGCCAAGGAGAAGGAGCUGAAUGAUUUGUUCAAAAUCGCUGUUACUCAGCCUAAAGUUCCAGUUGGUGUUGAUCCCAAGUCCAUACUAUGUGAGUUUUAUAAAGUGGGGCAGUGUGCCAAGGGAUUUAAAUGCAAGUUCUCGCAUGAUUUGAAUGUUCAGAGGAAAGGGGAAAAGAUUGACAUUUACAGCGAUAAGCGUGACCAGGGCACGAUGGAGGAUUGGGAUCAAGAGACCUUGGAGAAGGUGGUGGAGUCGAAGAAAACCGAGUAUAACCAGAAUAAACCAACUGACAUAGUCUGUAAAUACUUUUUGGAUGCCGUAGAAAAGAAGCAAUAUGGUUGGUUUUGGGACUGCCCCAAUGGUGGCAAGAAUUGCCAUUAUAGACAUGCUCUUCCACCUGGUUAUAUUUUGAAAUCUCAAAUGAAGGCUUUGUUAGAGGAAGAAAGUGAAAAAAUAUCAAUCGAAGAGGAGAUUGAAAAUCAGCGUGCCAAAGUGACAACUACAACUCCUAUGACUCCUGAGUUAUUUUCUGAAUGGAAGAAGAAGAAGAUAGAAGAAAGAGAUGCCAAUUUAGCUGCACAACAGGCAGAGAGGGCUAAGAAUGACCGUAUGAGUGGUCGGGAGCUAUUUUUGUCGAAUGCUAGCUUGUUUGUGGAUGAUGCAGAGGCAUAUGAAAAGUACCAGAGAGAACCAGAAUCUGAUGAAACUGAACAGAAUGGGAAUGGGAAUGCUGCUGAAGAUGGACCCAGCACCUCAGCAACAGCUGGUGAUGAUGACAUAGAUGUUGAUGAUGACGAUGAGUUGGACAUGGAUGAGUUAAAUGAACUGGAAGCAAGCUUAUCCAAGACAUCGAUCCAAAUAAAGGAAACAGGAGCUGAAGCUUAAUCCUGAGAAUUAGUCGUAAUCUUCACGUGAUAUUUUUAUGCCUUUGCUGAGCAAUAGAGCAUUUGCCUGUAGCCACUCGCUCUCCUUGCUUUCAAGGAAGGUUUUUGAAUGAAGGCUGUGGUGAUAAUGAAAUUACUAUUUGCUGCAUCGCAUUCGGUAUGAAUAAUGGCAGUUUGGUAUAAUCCAGUUUCGUGUUUUGUUAGAUCUCUCAUUGGACCUAUGACAGACAUUUUUGUUAUUUAAAACGAGUAGUCUUGUGCAGACUGUACAUGAGUUUCCUCUAUGUCGAAAAGGGGUCUUCAACUGUUCUUGUGCUUGGGAUUUUGAGACCAUCAAAGCAUAAAGUGGUAUUUGUUGUGUUA
This is a messenger RNA of Cajanus cajan (pigeon pea), 1693 nucleotides long. Its product is annotated as Zinc finger C-x8-C-x5-C-x3-H type family protein. Gene Ontology annotation, cellular component: cytosol. Gene Ontology annotation, biological process: cytoplasmic translation. The record is from RefSeq and is a predicted model, not a curated record. Lineage: Eukaryota; Viridiplantae; Streptophyta; Magnoliopsida; Fabales; Fabaceae. Gene Ontology annotation, molecular function: metal ion binding; mRNA binding.